Messenger RNA from Cylas formicarius (sweet potato weevil), 888 nucleotides. RefSeq lists its product as uncharacterized. Gene Ontology annotation, molecular function: DNA binding. The record is from RefSeq and is a predicted model, not a curated record. NCBI's taxonomy places the organism in Eukaryota, Metazoa, Arthropoda, Insecta, Coleoptera, Brentidae. The transcript has 2 exons. Bases 149 to 706 code for a protein of 185 amino acids.
CAGAAGUGAACCAAGUUGCUGGGAAAUACUUUUCUACUGCAUCUGAAUGCAAAAAAAGAUGGAAGGUAGUUUCACAAGAUACAUGAAACAGUGUACUGGAAAAAGUGGAGAUUCAGCGAAAUAAAAAAAAAAUUAUUUAUGGGAUAUAAUGCAAUUUGUACUACCAUUCACAAAAUCAAGGCCUCAAUCGGGCAAUUUGCCUAUAGAGAAUGAUGGAGAAAUGUUUGAAACUGAGAACUUCAGUAUAGACGGCUAUGAAAAUGACUCAAGAGCUACCGGACUUGAAGAACAACCCUUUGAUCAUCCGGAAACAGAUUUAGUGGAUAGUGAUUUACAAACAUCGUCAUGUACAUCGAGUAGAUCCUCAACGAAAAGGAAGGCUCCACCCAAAACUCCAGUGGAUGAAAUGGAGCAUGCCGUCGUUAAGUAUUUCUCUCAAAGAAGUGCACCACAACCUGAAAACCCAGAUUUAGAUUUUUUUAAAAGCAUUCUUCCCGAUGUUGGUGCUCUAGAUGCGUCGGAGAAACGAAAAUUCAAGUUAAAGGUACCGCAGGAAUCAUAUGAUAAGUUGCAAAAAAAGAAUACAUCAGCAGUAUCGAGUGCUUCAACUUCUGUGUCUAAUGACAGACAGACUAGGCAAUCUGUAAUAUCGGCAUGUAAUGACUUAUCAACAAAUACAUCAACGAAGGCUUCUACUUCUGUUUAAAAUCAAAAUAAUAAUGAUAAGCAAACCACGAGGCACGUAUAACCGUGAUAACAACAUUCAGGUUGGCUACUUCAUCCCGAUUGGACCUGGAGUAAGCAUGCUUGUUGAUGAAGGCAAUUAUUCACCAAAUUAUCAGCCUGGUUUUGAAGCUAAUUCACGUAACCAAAAUUAACUGUCGCAUU